AUGGUUAACAUGAUCUAUAAUGGACCGGCUCGCCGCCCUCGAGUCCGCACAACACCAACCCAGCGCGAAAUCCUUCAGCAAGCUCGCUUUGACCAGAAAAUCCGCAAUGGUCAACGGCUGGGUGCUAUUCCUGAAGCUCCAACCCCUCUAGCUAGACCGACCAACCCCACAAACGAUGAUAUAACCAACCCUCCGGACGGAGCUAACCAUCAGAUGCCAUUUGAGGACAAUCUCCAAGACCCCGCGUGGCUGGAUGACGAUCCUAUCGUGGCUCAUGCUAGCUAUCAUCGAAUGCGCCGUUACGCUGAACGCCGAGAGAUCAUUAGCACCCAAUGGACACAAUUGGAGACCCAAGUCACAUCAGCUUACCUGCAGUGUCAACGUGAUACCUCCAACUGGACAUAUCAACCUCAAGGUUUACCAGCUGAGUUGUGUACCUGUUCAUCCGACGAUAUUCAUGAACGACAAGUAGAUCUCAUUGAUAUUCUCCCUUUUGUGAAAGCCCUCGCCGCCUUCCUGGUAUGCAAUCAUUCCAUUGCAGCUUGCUCGAUCCUUUCUCCAACCGAGCAUCCAAAACCUAGCAAGUCACACAAGAUCAUCUCUACCUCGUUGCCCUUUGCUCAUCCAGUCGCAGCCACACAUUGA
Puccinia triticina is the source of this 645-nucleotide messenger RNA. RefSeq lists its product as uncharacterized. The coding region runs from base 1 to 645 and encodes 214 amino acids. The transcript has 2 exons. The record is from RefSeq and is a predicted model, not a curated record. Lineage: Eukaryota; Fungi; Basidiomycota; Pucciniomycetes; Pucciniales; Pucciniaceae.